This is a messenger RNA of Linum trigynum, 904 nucleotides long. The record is from the annotation of a GenBank genome assembly. NCBI's taxonomy places the organism in Eukaryota, Viridiplantae, Streptophyta, Magnoliopsida, Malpighiales, Linaceae.
CAUAAGAAGGAAGAUCCGGCACCUACAAUAUCUCCAGAGAGCACAUUACAACUUUCAAGUGAUUGGAGAUCUCUUCACAAAGAGAUAAUGGGACACUUAGCUAGAGUAAAUGAGCUAAUGGAAGAAGAGAAAAAUAAGAAAGAGCAAGAGGCUGCAAGUGCACGAUCAAUUGAUAUUAAUAAGCAUGGUGCUUCUUCAAGCUUAAUCCAUGGCGAGGAAGUUGAGGUAGAAAUUGAAGAAGACGUGGAUGAGAAAGAAGAGGUUCUUGUUGAUGGACUUACUAUAGUCACGUGUGAAGAGGAUUCACAAGCUUUGAUUUCAGCUCAAAAAGAACUAGAAAGUGAAGUAGAAGAAUUAGAAGAGGCAAAGGAGGUGAAAGAAGGUAUUCUUGUUGAUGUUCAAGAUUUGAGUGCACCUAGAGUUGAGCACUACACUGAGGAAUCAGAAUUCGAUGGAGACAAUGAAUGCUUGGAAAUUAUGGAGCAUUUACCGAUAGUUCCCGAAGUUUCUCAUGUUGAUUUCGUCAUUGGGGAUUCAAUUUCUAAAGAGGAAGUUCGCUUGGAGAAUCGACAAGAAAUUUAGCGUUAUGUAAAGAGCUUUCAUCACAAUAGUGUCUUUACAACUCGUGGUCGAGUUGUCUUCAAGAAGGGGGGAAUAAUAGGAUCCUCACUACCAAGACAAUUUUGUUAGAAGACAAAGAAAAAUGGAGGUGAUCGGAGAUCAAGAUUCUGUAAAGAUUCGAGGUCAAAUCUUCUUCAAGAGAGAGGGAAUGAUGUUUGAGAGGGAAUGAUGUGUUAUCGACUAGUGCAAUAUUUAAUUCCCGUGGUCCAAAAAUGAAGAUUCAUAUUCGACGAUUUAAGGAUCAACUAGGAGCAUUCUUGAUGGAUAAAAUGGAGAAUGCAUU